Molecule: messenger RNA, 2469 nt
Organism: Protobothrops mucrosquamatus (brown spotted pit viper)
Lineage: Eukaryota; Metazoa; Chordata; Lepidosauria; Squamata; Viperidae
Gene: ARMC9
Product: armadillo repeat containing 9
Exons: 25
Biological process (GO): cilium assembly
Cellular component (GO): centriole; ciliary basal body; ciliary tip
Source: RefSeq, a predicted model, not a curated record
AUCAUUCAGGAUCUGCUCAUGUCCUUUACUGACGGAGACCAGGACGUCUUCUUUGAACUGUGGGAAGAGCACAUCCCUUCCUCGGCCCGAGAGCAGGAAGCCGUGGGUCAGAAACUGGAGUUCUACCUUCACAUCCACUUCGGCAUCUACCUGCUGAAGCACGCCGUGGGAAAGCCCGAUAAAGCAGCUUUGGAUGAAAGGAUCGCGUGUUUUAAAACCUACCUGGAGACUAAAGGGGCAGCUUUGAGCCAGACAACCGAAUUCCUCCCUUUCUACGCCCUGCCGUUUGUUCCCAACCCGAUGAUCCACCCGUCCUUCAAAGAACUUUUCCAGGAUUCUUGGGAAUCUGAUCUAAAAACGAGGCUGGAAGAAUUUCUGUCUGCCACGCUGAAGGCCAGCGACAGCCCGAGGCUUCUGACCUUAUAUAAAGAAAACACGCAAUGCAGCCAAGAAACGUUGCAGCAGCUCCACCAACAGCUGGUGGAGUCCGAACGGAAAACCAUGACCUACCUCAAGCGGUUCAACAAAAUCCAAGCCGAUUAUCACAACCUCAUUGGUGUCACAGCUGAGCUGGUGGACUCGCUGGAGGCUACUGUGAACGGCAAGAUGAUCACCCCGGAAGACCUGCAGAGUGUCUGCCUGCGUCUCUUUAGCAAUCAGAUGAAGCAAAGCGUUGCGCAUAGCAUAGACUUCACCAGGCCCGGCACUGAAUAUGGCUGUGUGAGCCCCUGUGAGGAUGAAUAUGCUUCGACCAUGUUAAGAGCAUCGUUGGUCCCGGCGAAAGUGCAGGAGGUCCCCUUCCUGCCAUCUUUGGAUUAUGAGAAGUUAAAGAAAGACCUGAUCGACGGAAGUGACCGCCUCAAGGCUUUCUUGCUACAGGCUUUGCGCUGGCGUUUGACAACUUCCCAUCCGGGCGAACAGCGGGACACGGUUCUGCAGGCUUAUAUCAACAACGAUCUUUUGGAUUGCUACAGUAACGGCCAGAGGAGCUUCCUGAUGCUGAUCCAGUCCAAGUGCGAGGUCGUUCGCCAAUACACCGCCAGGCUCAUCAAUGCGUUUGCCUCCUUGGCUGAAGGCCGGCUCUACCUUUCCCAGAAUCCCCGGCUGCUCCGGAUGCUGGAAGGAAGGUUGAAAGCGGAAGAUAAGUACUCCCUUACCCGGGAGAAUGUCCUGGGGGCUCUGCAGAAACUCAGCCUCAGGCGGGCUUUGCAGUCGGCGAUGGUGAAGGACGGGCUCAUCCCGUGGUUGGUGGAGGCCCUGAAGGACACGGACUCCAUGUCUGAUUACACCCUGGCCUACUCAGUGGCUUUGCUCAUGAACCUCUGCUUGCGGAGCUCAGGGAAGAAGAUGUGCGUGACAAUUGCAAACGAGAUUCUCAAAGUUCUCUCGGACCUGCUUGGCCACGAGAACCACGAGAUUCAUCCCUAUGUGAACGGAGCCCUUUAUAGCAUCCUUGCAAUUCCAUCCAUAAGAGAGGAAGCUCGAGCGAUGGAAAUGGAAGACAUUCUCCGAUGCUACAUCGCGGAAGGAAAUGCCGAUAUGAUCCAGCAGAUUGAGUUUAUUAUCAAGCAGCUGCAAUCAGAAGAUCCACAGGAAGACAGUGCAGAAUCCGACGAUGAGGAGAAGGAGGACAAUGCUGAAGAGGACCACAAUGGCAUGGAGGCCGAUCUGGACAAAGACGAAGUGUUACAGCCCCAGCAGGGCGAACUCUCGGGAGAAAAACUCCUGACCACCGAAUAUUUGGGAAUCAUGACCAACACCCCAAAAGCACGGAAGAAGACCCUGCCCAGCGUCCGUCACAGCGUGGACGAGCCUCUUCAGAGACCCGUGACCCCCAGCUAUCACAGGGCACAUUACCCAACGAUCAUGACCAACACCCCAAAAGCACGGAAGAAGACCCUGCCCAGCGUCCGUCACAGCGUGGACGAGCCUCUUCAGAGACCCGUGACCCCCAGCUAUCACAGGGCACAUUACCCAACGCAUCUUGGAGCUGACCCGGAGGUCCAGUCGGUUGCUGAAGUUCUGAUUCUCCACUCUCCCGGUUCUUCCCAAGACAGCGGAAACGCGUUGCCAAACAGGUCCGUAAGUAGCGGCUUUGCCGGCAGACCCAAAUUUUCCUGCGCCCCGGACUUCCAGAACAUCCGGUCCGGGAGAGGGAAGCUCCCGUCCAUCGCCCCCCAGUUUGGCCCGUCUGGACCUCACCCACCCCUUCGCCCCAGCUCUUCGGAGUCAACGAGAAACAAGCAAAGCAGCCACCCUUCUAGGAGGCGCAGACCCACAGCCUUUGUGUCCUGGAAAGACGACGACAAAAAUUGCCUCUGCCCUCGUGUGACAUGCCAAAGAAGGCCCAGCGAAAUAGAGAAUGGAGCUCUGGGUACCUGUGGGCCACGGUCGGCCGUGAUUCAAGGUUUAGCAGAACCUUCUGCAGGCUUCGAUGGGCGAGACGAGGAUUGUUGUCGUCGUUGUUAG